AAGCGCCCAUUCAUCUCUUCACUUGGGCGUUGGACUCCGCAUCUUAUUAGCAACAAGGGAAAUUUCUCCAUUUUGCAGCCUGUCUACAGCGACACGGCCACCAAUCUGGGAUUUUAUUACUUCUCCUGAGCUGCCAGCUUUUUCCUGCUAUUUACAAAAAGCCUGCUCACUCUCACUGGACUUUGCUUUACAUUUUCUCUGUGAACUUUUUGGGUUCUCUGCGCACAGAGAAGGAGACAGCAGCGAAGAGCUUUGAGUUUCAACAAAGAGGCUUGCGGGUCUUUGUUCGCUUUUUUUUUUUUGGAUCGGUUGAGUUUCUUUGUUGGAGCGAAAAGCAUGGGAGCGCAAUUUUCAAAGGCAGCUGCAAAGGCUGAAAUCGCGACUGACAAGCCCGGAGAGGCUGCUGCUUCACCCACCAAGACCAACGGACAGGAAAAUGGCCAUGUUAAAGCGAACGGGGAUGCUUCUCCUGCAGCGGCCGAGAAUGGCAAAGAGGAGGUGCAGGCCAACGGCAGCGCCACGGCUGAGGAGGCACCCAAAGAGGAGGCUGAGAAGGCAGAGGCUGCCCCUGCUGAGAAAGAGGCCGCAGAAGGGGAGAAGGUAGAGGCUGCAUCUCCCGCUCCUGCUGAGGGUGAGGCAGCUGCCAAGGCGGAGGAUGGCGCCACGCCUUCCACCAGCAAUGAAACCCCAAAGAAGAAGAAGAAGAGGUUCUCCUUCAAGAAGUCCUUCAAGCUCAGCGGCUUCUCCUUCAAGAAGACCAAGAAGGAGACUGGAGAGGGAGCCGAGAACGAGGAGGCCACUGCAGCGGCGUCCACAGAGGAGGCCAAGGCCGAGGGCGCAGAGGAAGGAGCCGCGGCUGCGGGUGAGGAGGCCAAGCCUGCUGAGGGGGAGGCUGCACCUGCUGCCGAGCAGGCCAAGGAGGAGGUAGAGGCCAAACCAGAGGCGGCAGCUGCUGCAGCAGCAGAACCAGCAGCAGCACCGGCAGAGAAACCGGCCGAGGCGGCCAAGGAGGCCGCGCCCGCUGAGGAGCCAAAGGCCGAGGAGCCAAAGGCCGAGGAGAAGCCAGCCGAGGAGGCGCCCAAGACAGAGGAGGCCGCCCCGGCCUCGCAGGAGGCAGCGUCAGCGGAGGCCCCGGCUGCAGCCGCAGAGGCCGCCGAGUAAACGUGGAGAGAAGAAAUUUUGGGGGAAAAAAAGGAGAAAAAAGAUAAUCAAAGAACAUUUCCCUGUUUGUAUGUUGGAGUGAUGCCAGGUCCUGGCUUUGAAGAACUUGUCUACAACCAGGGAUAUUUUAAAGCUUUUCUUCAUUUUUUUAAUUUUUGGUUUCCAUUCCCUCCCCUCCCCCUUACACAAAACCCAUCUCGGUCCAUUGUUACUUCCAUUACGACGGGCUAAGGGAGGUGGGUGGCUUCAACUUGUACAACAGAUAAAUACAUCCACACUCUGCCAUAUAUUUUUUCAUCAGUAUUACUUUUGUUUUUUUUGGUUUCGUUCCUUUUGAAUUUUUAUACAAAAUGUAAACAAAAUGGUAUGGACAUGCCCACGGUAUGAAGGAGAGGAGGGGGUGAGCUGUAAAUGAAGAGAGGGGGGCGUGGUGGGGGGUUCAGGGAGGGGGAGGGGAGGAAGGGGGCCUGGGAAAUGUGCCACAGACUAUUAUGGAAAGAGUAGUCUUAAAACAAACUAUGAGACCAACAUCUAUUAUACACCAUACAGUUUACAACACUAAGACCUUUUUGAAAAUACGACCACAAGACAUCCCAGAGUUAGCGUUUUUUAGGAAGACAUAUAAACUCAUAGGAGGCUUUUCACUUCUCAUUAGCUGUACCAGUCAGUGAUUCAGUAGAAAUACAAGUUGUAUAGGCUUUAUUGUUUGUUGGUUUUAUGACCUUAAUAAAAAUGUAAGUAUGUAUAGGCGGGGUGUUUUUAACUGUGAUUAUUGUACAAAAUGAAAAAUCUUGAUCUCAAGAAGCACAUGAAGUUUGCAGCUCUUUUUCCACCCGCUCAUUUUUGUAAGAUAACAACACGCAAAACGAAAAAAACGUCAGCCCAGAAAGACCUUCUUAAGCAAUUUUGAACUCGAAAAAAAAACCAAGCUGUGAUAAGUGGAAUGGUUAACUGUUUAUAUACUGUGGUAUGUUUUUGAUUACAGCAGGCGAUGCUUUUUCAGUGGUCUUUGACAAAAAUUAAGGAAUCUAUCAGAUGCAAAUGUUUGUGUAGCAUCUUGUCUCUCUCUCUCUCUCUCUCUUUCUUUUCCUUUUGUAAAUACUGGAGAAGCUUUGACCAGUUUGACUUAGAGAUGGAAUGUAACUUUGCUUACAAAAAAAUUGCUAUUAAACUCCUCUGCUUAAGGUGUUCUAAUUUUCUGUGAGCACACUAAAAGCAAAAAAUAAAUGUGAAUAAAACUUGAGCUGCA
Messenger RNA from Larimichthys crocea (large yellow croaker), 2410 nucleotides. RefSeq names its product myristoylated alanine-rich protein kinase C substrate a (gene marcksa). The coding region runs from base 337 to 1161 and encodes 274 amino acids. The record is from RefSeq and is a predicted model, not a curated record. Lineage: Eukaryota; Metazoa; Chordata; Actinopteri; Sciaenidae. Gene Ontology annotation, cellular component: actin filament bundle; plasma membrane; cytoplasm. Gene Ontology annotation, molecular function: calmodulin binding; actin filament binding. Gene Ontology annotation, biological process: actin filament organization; central nervous system development. The transcript has 2 exons.